Molecule: messenger RNA, 1377 nt
Organism: Penaeus chinensis
Lineage: Eukaryota; Metazoa; Arthropoda; Malacostraca; Decapoda; Penaeidae
Product: sugar transporter ERD6-like 6
Exons: 5
Coding region: 1-1377 (458 amino acids)
Biological process (GO): transmembrane transport
Cellular component (GO): membrane
Molecular function (GO): transmembrane transporter activity
Source: RefSeq, a predicted model, not a curated record
AUGUGUUCUGCGCCAAAAACCUUCGGGUCUUUGUCUGUAACGGCGAAGCAGGUGAUUUUCGCUUUGAUCGUGGCCGCAUCAAAACUGCAAACAGGCUUUGUCAUUGGCUGGUCGACCGUCUUGCCCAAAAUUGAAGCAGACAACACCACAAGUUUCAGCCUCACCGAGAGAGACAUAACCUUGCUGAGUGAGAUUUCCAUGCCGGGCAUCGCAGGCAUCCCGGGGGCCCUCGCGACGGGGCCCUUGAUAGAGAUGAUGGGCCCAAAGAGGAGUCUCCAGGUCCUCCUCCUCCUGGCCGGGAUACUAUGGCUCGUCCAGGCCUUCACGCCGUUCCGGUCUGUCCUCUACCUGGGGUGGAUGUGCUCUUGUCUCGUGUACACGGCUCUGGGCCCACUUCCGGCGGUCCUCAUCACAGAGAUAAGCGAACCGAGAAUCCGUGGGUUUCUGCUCAACACGUCGGGAGUCGUCGUCGCUCUAGGCCAACUGAUCAUGUCCGUGAUGGCGUUUCUCCUGCCGUGGGACGUUGCCACUGCUGUCUGCGCGGCACCCAUCACGCUGACCGCCGUCCUCACCUACUUUGUGCCUGAGUCUCCUUACUGGCUAGCUCGCCAAGGUCGGAAGGACGCAGCUCUGAAGUCUCAUGACAGAGUGCGAACUAUGACGGAAACAGUGAGCCUCGAACUUCAAACAAUUACAAGCGCUGAGGGAAAUCGCCAGACAACCAUGAUGGAUCAGAUCUGGCGACUUGGUUCUCGCCAGUACUAUCUACCAGUUCUUCUGCUGGCGGUGGUGUUCAUUCUGAGGGAGCUCGGAGGGCAGUACGUGGUCUUCUCCUACACGGUGUACCUCUUCCGGAAGGCGGGCGUCGGCCUGGACGCCUUUGUCUGCACAGUCCUGGUGGGCGUCGUGAGGCUCGUCUUCACAGUGGUCGGCGCGGCGGUAGUGGACCGCGUCGGGCGUCGCCCUCUGCUGAUCGCCACGUCUCUCGUGUGCGGAGCGGCCGAGGUCGUCGGCGCGAUAUUCCUGCUAGUGGACGUCCCCGGGUCUUCGUGGGUCCCGCUCGCAGCGGUGAUGAUUUUCGUGUCCUCGUACGGCCUUGGAAUCGGCCCUAUACCCUGGGCUCUCAUGGGCGAACUCAUUCCCACUCCUGUGAGAUCAAUUGGAAGUUCAGUGUGCAUCAUGAACCUUUCAUUUUUUAGCUUUGUCAUUAGCUUCGUCUUCCCGUAUUUGCUGGAAAUUGGUCUUGGUUUUGCACUAGUGUUAUUUGCUUCUGCUCAUGCCAUCUUGACACUAUUGCUCUAUGCCUUCUUACCCGAAACUCGUGGACGGUCUCUAAGCGACCUUGAAAAUGUGUUUAAACCCACUUCGGGGAAUUAA